GCACCGAAAGAACAAGAAUAGAGCUCUAAGAAAUUAAUUGGCUCUGCUCUUAAAAAAAUUGGAUAUUGGUAUAAAUUGGUUUACACUAACUUGUGAAGAAGAUAUUGGAUAUAUAUUGGAAUGACAUUCAAAAUCACACGCUAUUAUCACUCAGCUCGGAUAACCUCACAUACUGCUCCCCACGCUUUCAAAGAUAAAUAAAUCAAUACAAUGGAUGGUGCAAUAACACAGUGGUUUGAACUUGAUAAAGCCCAGAAAUACAAGGAGGCCUACGAUAUCAUUUGUGAUGCAAUAAAUAAAAAUAAGCAUCCCGAUUUAUACUGGAGAAAAGCUCAAUCCUGCAGAAAUCUAGCUAACUCAGUCGGUAAAAACGAUAAACAAGUUUACAAAAAAUACAUUGAAGAAGGUCUUUUAACUUGCGAGCAAGGACUUCAGAUAGAUCCGGAGCACUCGAAGUGCAACUCUUGGUACGGAAUAUUUAUAAAUUUAACAUCAGAACUUGAAGGAAUAAAUAAACGCAUAGAAAAUUCUUUUAAAAUAAAGGACCAUUGGCUGAAAGCCAUUGAAGCCGAUCCUGACGACUUUCUUACACUACAUGCUCUUGGCAGGUGGUGUUACGAAGUAGCAGAUCUCCCAUGGAUAAAGCGAAAGUUCGCUGCUACCUUUUUCGCUCAACCACCAACAUCUUCUUUUGAAGAAGCUCUUAAAUUCCUACUUGAGUCAGAAAAAAAAGCCCCGGGAGCUCUUGCGAAAAAUUCUAUUUACUUAGCGAUGACGUACCAGAAGUUGAAGAAUUUGGAUCUAGCAAAACAAUAUUGCCAGAAAGUGUUAGAAUUUACAGAGGAUGACUAUGAUACUGUAGAAGCGAAACAAGAGGCAUCCGAGCUGCUGAAGAAACUGUAAAGUAUCUGCCCUUUUGUCUAACUAUUCGACAAUAUCUCCUGAAGUUGAGUUUUGGUCUAACUUCCACUGUUAUUAUUUGCAAUGUUUACCAGUAUUUUUGACAAUAUAAUUUGAUACUGUUCU
Molecule: messenger RNA, 1026 nt
Organism: Schistosoma turkestanicum
Lineage: Eukaryota; Metazoa; Platyhelminthes; Trematoda; Strigeidida; Schistosomatidae
Source: the annotation of a GenBank genome assembly